AUGCCUCGUCAUCGUAAAUUAGUAUCGGAUAGUGACCGCUCAGUUAUUCGAUUACUUGAUAGAAAUAUUCAAACACGUGAAAAUCGACCGUCAACAAAUACAGCUGUUCGAAUACGUACAGCAGAUAUUCUAGGUUCAAAUGAAUAUUGUGAAUUAGAAAAGCAUAACAAACAUUUAUCACCUAGAAUAACUAAUUUAAGAGCUGCUUGA
Rotaria sp. Silwood1 is the source of this 210-nucleotide messenger RNA. Lineage: Eukaryota; Metazoa; Rotifera; Eurotatoria; Philodinida; Philodinidae. The record is from the annotation of a GenBank genome assembly.